This is a messenger RNA of Trypanosoma theileri, 2106 nucleotides long. RefSeq lists its product as uncharacterized. The record is from RefSeq and is a predicted model, not a curated record. The coding region runs from base 1 to 2106 and encodes 701 amino acids. NCBI's taxonomy places the organism in Eukaryota, Euglenozoa, Kinetoplastea, Trypanosomatida, Trypanosomatidae. The transcript has a single exon.
AUGAGACGAUUUACUGUGAAGGUGAUCCCACCACUCCACUGCCUCUCAUCUGUUAAUAUGAGAAGAGGUACAUCUACUACUACUAAUACUAAUAGUACUAAUACUACUAAUACUAAUAGUACUAUGGAUAAUACUAGUAGGGAACUGCAGAUCUCUUCUACAGAUGAGUUGUGUUCACCAUUUCUCUCUUCGCUGUUGGAUCCACCAGAGACUGUCGUGUUGGAGGAUGCCGCUCGCACAUACACGACCAUGAAUGUAGUAGACCCACCCGUGCGGUAUAAUCCAAAUACUCCAAAUGUGGAUGCAUCAUCAUUAUCAUCAUCUUCAUUACCAUCCACAAUGGUAGUGGAAAAGGAUAAAUAUACAGAAUACGAUUCUGAGGAAGAAGAAGGAAAAAUUACACUUGCCCAUCGUAAUGGUAAAUUAUGGUCUACAUUUACUUCUUCUAAUGGUAAAAAUGAACCACCUGCAUGGUUUCAUAAACUUUGUGAAGAUUUAUAUUACCGUCGAAACAGUGAAGAUGAAAUGGAUACAACCGCCUCUAUCAGCGAUAUUGAACCACAACAACAUGUGAAAGAUAUGAAUACGACUACCUCUAAUUCUGAAAAUGAGGAUGAUGGAAGUGUAGAUCCAUAUUUAUGGCUUCCAUUUAAUCUUUUAGAUGUGGCUGAAUAUAAAGUAGGUCCUUAUAUAUUUCCAAAAACCGCUACCUUUUCACAUGAACAGCGUACUUUAUUAUGUAAUGGUGAUACUCGUAAAGAAUAUGUUCAUUUUUGUAAUACUUACGCUUUCCCAGAUCGUUUACAGAUUCCAACUUCUGUAGGAACUCAACCUGCUAAGUUAUAUAUAGAUCCACUUCAAACAUCACCUGUGGUUUAUAUUCAACUUAGUGAUGAUUUUCCACCAGCGAUGUGGUUACCUGUUAAAGGUACUGCUGCAGCGGUUCGUCGUGUAUUGGCAGAAUUUGCCUCCAUGGCGGCAUUACAUCGUGAUUGGCAUCAUGAAGGGUUUGAAGAACGUUUUGCUGCGGCUGCACGAGUAUUGGAAUUACAACGAAUGCCAUCAAAGGAUAGUGAUAUUCUUCGUUUUAUGGCUUAUGAGGCACGGAAUACACAAUUUGUAUUUGCCCCUAUAAGGGAAUUUCCUAAUCAACAAGAAUUCUUUCUUGGUGAACAUGAUGAUCCUGAACGUUUAAUCGAACAUAUGGAUCUUUGUCCGUUUCUCUUUGCCAUUCCACAUAUGCGAACAGUUGUGGAUCUUCAUGCGGAACAUAUGACUCCCACUAUUGAAGGCCCUGGUGUGGCCACAUCUCUUUACCGUUGUAUUUUCUCCAAAGCCCUAUUGUUUAUACAAGUACAACUCUCUGCGGAAGUUAAACUCCCUCCACAAGACCCGGAGGCUUUUCGUUUUAUGUGGAAAGAUUCUCAAGUGAUACCUAAAAUGCAUAUCCCCGUAUUUGUUCGUGUUAUUUGGCCUGAUAAUGAACGAAUGUGUGGAGGAGGUCAAAUCAUACGCCGUUUAAAUCGUUAUUUUAAAACAGAAUUUGCUUCUGAUAUUCCAAUUGAUGCGGCCAUGGCAUUAUUAUAUGUAAUGCAAUGGGCAAAGGAAUUACCAAACUUCUUGGGCGUGCGUGGAAUGCGAGAUCGACUUGCGGCAUUAGAAGCAGCGAGUGAAUGUGCAGAUCCACCGCAGCUUUAUCCGGGUACACGUGAAAUUCCCAAUCCGGAGUAUACAAUAGCCGAACGUCUUGGAAUGCAUAUACAGUAUUUGGCUCAACUCGGGGAUCCGGAGGUGUCUCUCACUAUUCAACGAUUACUUCCGGAGGCUUCUGCACCUGUACGUAUGGGAUGUGCAAAGGCAGCAUUAAUUGCAGGGGAUAGAGAGUUGUUUCGACACAUUGUGAGUAGUGAACCACCGGGUCGUAUGCAAACAUAUAUGACGAAACUUGUACGAAAGCGGAAAUCACGGGAUUUACUGGAUGGAGAGCCACGAUUACUGGAGGAACAGUAUGAGUUUGCCGCUCCUUUGUGGACAAAGCGGGGUACACGUAUUGAUAAAAAUACUCUGGAAGGUGCAGUGGAUGCACAAGGAAGACUUAACGGGUAA